Messenger RNA from Acanthochromis polyacanthus (spiny chromis), 4954 nucleotides. RefSeq names its product oxysterol-binding protein-related protein 10. Gene Ontology annotation, cellular component: intracellular membrane-bounded organelle; membrane; cytosol. Lineage: Eukaryota; Metazoa; Chordata; Actinopteri; Pomacentridae. Bases 352 to 2748 code for a protein of 798 amino acids. Gene Ontology annotation, molecular function: cholesterol binding. The record is from RefSeq and is a predicted model, not a curated record. The transcript has 13 exons.
GAUGUGUAUGAUAGGAUCGCAUUGUAAUAUCCGGGGGCAGGUCCACGGCGCAGAGUGGGCGUGUCCUUCCUAGCAGGAAAACGCUGGAGGAGACCCACAUUGCCUCACACAGCCGCGCACUGCAGAGGAGCGAGCAGGAGGAAUAUGUCCGCGUCGUUACGCACCGAGGGACGCCGGCGCAGCGCAGUCAGUGCGUCCGCGCUGCCUCUGCUCUAGUCCCGCGCACUCACUCCGCCGUUUUCACCACUUAUGAUCUGCUGAGAGCUUCCCUGCCGCCUCUCCUGGUCCAUCCCCGUCCCCUCCUCCCCUCUUCCUGCUCCUCCUCCUGCGCUCCGCCGUCCCGUCGCCAGGAUGGACAAGACGCUCUGCAGUCCGCAUCCCGGGACCAACAAAACCAACUCCCCGUCCUCGGAGCACCGCGGCGGCUCGUCGUCGAGGAAACCCAGCGGCCGGAGCGGCUCCCACAGCCCGGGCUCCGGCUCCCUGGGCGGAGGAGGAGCUGGAGGCGGCCGGGGCAGCGCGCUGCUGGGGAACAGCAUGAAUCUGCAGCAGCAGCAGCAGCAGCAGCAGCGCAGGAGGCAGCUGGAAGGAGUCCUGAGCAAAUACACCAACCUGAUCCAGGGCUGGCAGAACAGGUACUUCGUGUUGGAUCCGGAGCUCGGACAGCUGCAGUACUUCGUCAACGAACAGGGGAAGAGCCAGAAGCCUCGGGGGUCUCUGCCGCUGAUCGGCGCCUCGGUGACCACCAGCGACGAGGCGCCGCACAUGUUCAUCGUGAACUCUGUCAACGGAGAGCUGUACAAACUCAGAGCCUCCGACGCCAAGGAGCAGCAGUUCUGGAUCAGUCAGCUCCAAGCUUGUGCCAGACGUCACUCGGACAGCAGUGCCAAGGUGAGGAAGCUGAAGGGCUCCGACGAACACCUGAGCGUGGAGAGAGCAGGAGGAGGCCAGGAGGCGCUGGGCUCCUCAUCCUCCGGUCGGACCCGUAGCUUCUCUCUCCUCCCCCACCUCACCCCGUCCUCGUCCCCGGCCUCCCAGAGGCACCUGGGCCACGCCGCCUCGCCCAGCAACAUCGUCACCAUCACCCACCACAAAUCUCCAGCUGCAGCUCGGCGGGCCAAGAGUCAGUAUCCAGGACGGCUGCUGGAGGUCAAAGAGGUGAUGUCCCAAGCCGAGGGCCAGCAGAAGAACCUCGUCCAGUCCAUCGACUCUCUGCCCACCAGGGGUCCGCUGUCCUGUCUGGAUCAGGACCUGCUGCUGCUCAAAGCCACGUCGGCCGCCACGCUCAGCUGCCUGGGAGAGUGCCUGAACAUCCUGCAACAGACUCAGAGCCACAGCCAGGCGCCGCCUCCGUCCCAGGCCUCCCAGCGCAACCACGCCGGCCACGGAGCCCCCUCCGAUGGUGUUCCUGUGUGGACUGUACCAAAGUCGCCCUCAGGGGAGCCGUGGAAGAACGGAGGUCUGACUCCUCUACGAUCGGCCGAGCCCUCCCCGGCCCUCAGGAAAAGGAGUCUGUCCCAUGGUGCUGAGCACCACCCGGGGCUGGAAGACAUCAGCCCGGCCGAGGAGGUGACGGACACGGAGGACAAUGAGGAGGAGGACCUGGGCGUCCUGGACGACCAGCGGAGCAUCAUCCUCCACCUGCUCUCUCAGCUCAAACUGGGCAUGGACCUCACACGGGUGGUGUUGCCGACCUUCAUUCUGGAGAAGCGAUCACUGCUGGAGAUGUACGCCAACUUCAUGGCCCACCCAGACAUGUUCCUGUCGAUCACAGCCGGAGCCACAGCCGAGGACCGAAUAGUUCGCUUUGUGGAGUACUACCUGACCGCCUUCCACGAGGGCCGGAAAGGCGCCGUGGCCAAGAAGCCCUACAACCCCGUGCUGGGGGAGACCUUCCACUGUUCCUGGGAAGUUCCUCGGGACAAAGUCAAGCCUCUGGUCAGGUCGAACCAGGGGUCAUCCAGGGAGCCCGGCAGGGGCCCGAACAACGCUCAGCAGGGUGACGAUUCACCAGGAGACUGCUACAGGGUCCGCUUUGUGGCCGAGCAGGUUUCCCAUCAUCCACCGGUAUCAGGGUUUUACUGUGAGUGCCGGGAACGGAGGAUGUGUGUCAACACCCACGUGUGGACCAAGAGCAAGUUCAUGGGCAUGUCUAUAGGCGUGUCCAUGGUGGGAGAAGGAGUCUUGUGUCUCCUCGAGCAUGACGAGGAGUACGUCUUCACGCUGCCCUGCGCCUACGCCCGCUCCAUCCUCACCGUGCCCUGGGUGGAGCUGGGAGGCAAAGUCUCCAUCAACUGCGUCAAGAGCGGCUACUCGGCCACCGUGACCUUUCAUACGAAGCCUUUCUACGGAGGGAAGGUGCACAGAGUGACGGCGGAGGUCAAACACAACCCGACCAACACCAUCGUGUGCAAAGCACAGGGCGAGUGGAACGGCACUCUGGAGUUCACCUACAGCAGCGGCGAGACCAAAGUGAUCGACACGGCCAAGCUGCCAGUCACCAGGAAGAAGCUGAGGCCUGUGGAGAAACAGGGGAGGACAGAAUCCAGGCGGUUAUGGCAACAUGUCACCAAGUCGCUGAAGGAAGGAAACAUCGACGAGGCCACGGAGCACAAACACAGACUGGAGGAGUGUCAGAGAGGAGAGGAAAGGCAGAGAGCAGCUGAUAACAAACCCUGGACACCCAAAUACUUCACUAAAGAGGGAGACGGUUGGAUCUACAAUAACCCGCUCUGGAAGUCAACCUGACAUCAGAACACUGUUUCCUCAUGGACGAUAACGGAGAUGGCAUUCCCCUCGCCGAAGACUGAGGUCAAAGAAACGGAGCCGAGUCCUCCUCAGACCUUCAGACUCACUGACUAACAGGAAACUAGCAAGGUGCCAAAGGGAUCUCUACUGUUUGAACCAAGACAUGGUUUGGGACUCUUGGGACAGCAGUUCAGCAUUUUUAUAUACAGUUAAUAGUAUUACUAUUCAAAGUAGAGUAUUUCUAUUUUUCACCUUGCCAAGGCCUUUUUUUGCACAUGCACAGUAACGACGUCUGUCACCUACUUUGUAUUUUUUUUUUAAACAAUCAGUCCGUUCUCUCAGACAUCCUUUGGUUGUGAGCUUUUAGUCUUUUAGUCACGCAGCGUUAGAAUGGAUCCAGUCUCCUGCAACACAUUAUACUGUAGCUGUAAAUGAGUCUGUUUAUAAAGCACUUUUACCAUAGAAAUAAAGCUACUAUUUUAUAUCUAUGGCUUUUAACAAUCAGGGUGGUCUCUCAGAGCUUUACGGGCGGUAAGGUCACCAAACCAGAUUAAAACUAUUAGAAAUCCAGAGGUAAACAGAUGUUCUACAUUAGAUGAUGUGCUACUAUAUAAUAUUAAACGGUAUAUUACAGCAAGCUACUAGAAAGCAAAGGUCCUGAUUGUUUUGUCUGCACUAUGAAUGUAUUUAGGCACAUUUUAAUAGUACCGUAUGCUACUUUCCCAUCUUGUACGGUUUGCUACUACACAUGCUUACUGUGUUGUACCUUUUAUUUUGUCUACAACAUGUCGCUCUCUGAGUGAAACACCUCUGCCUGACAGAUGAUUUUUCAUUACUACCUCUCUCAUUUAACUAUCCAGGCCAUCAUAUGUGUUCUCUUCCAAAAGAAAAACCGCCGGUGUGUUUGUGGCUGAAUGCUCCUGGGUGCUCUCAUCUGUUUUCUAUCUGCGCCCCCUAAGAUAACACUUGUGUAAUUAGGCAGCCCCUGCACACCCAGCCCGAGGCCCCUGAAGUUAAUACGUAUCUUUAGGUCGCCUGUGGGGAUGAAUAAUGAUGAGGCUGCUUGGAGAAACACACAACCAUGUUCUUACAUCUGGGGGUCGCUGGAAGGUUGCUUCUGUGAAGAUGAGAGGACGAUCUGCCAGAAUAACAAUCACGGGAACUGGGGUAACCGGUCUGGUGGAUGGAAGAGGAAAUAUACGGCUUCAUAUUACUCACAUUUUACAGUCAACGGCCAACUUUAAACGAGCACCUCAACGAUUUUUGAUUUAUAAAAGGAUGUUAGCAUCGACUCCUACCUGCCUCCUUCAAUUUAAUUCUUAAAUGUGUUGUUGUGUUUUGUACUUCUAGCCAGGUGGAUUUACCAGAUGCCAUUUUGUAGCAUCCACCGUGACAGUUUAAUUACACCACAUUACAACGCCAUAGACGGUCUGUAGAAGAUGGACGGAGCCACCAAGGUGUGGAUAGAUACUUCAGAACUUUAUAUUUGGUUGUUUAUUGCCACUAUUUCGGUGUAUCUGACCCAGAACUCAAGAUCACUACACAAACACAUAUUGUAGUGAAUUACAAGGUCGCCCCACCUCAACCCUUCAAUGCACCACAUGGGUCAAAAGUCAGCCAUGUUCAAUGGAAAAUGGGUAUCUGUUGAGCAUCAAAGGGUUAAAACGUAUCCUGCUUUAUGGUCCAGUUUUUUCUCAGUGGUAUCACCCAUCCAUCCAUAAUCCAUACAAUGUUUAAUCCUGUGUAGAGUCACAGGGGGGCUGGAGUCUAAAUGGUACCACAAUUUACUAAAUAAACAUCUUGCAUAUUGAAGUAGUGUCCAAACUACCAGUUGAGACCAUAAAUUGACAGGGAAAGUGCUUGCUGAGGUGACAAUAUGGAUGGUUUUCUUAUAGAUUUCCAUUUAUCAGACUCCUUUCUGCAGCCAGAGGAGCCGCCCCCUGCUGGCUGUUAGAGAGAAUGCAGAAUUAAAUCAUUUCAACACUGACUCCCCUUUUCAAACCUGAACGUUCCGUCCAUCUUUUGCAGAGUCUAUGUGCUGCACAGAACAAACUGCUUUUCAUUACUGUUUUAUGACACUGGCCUGACAUGAAACUAACAAGCAGCUAAACACACACGAGGACAUGGACUCACUGAAGUAGAUGGCGACUGUGGAUAAACAAAGGACUGUACAUUAAUAAAGACCUUCUACCUUUUUUAAAUUAAA